AUGUCGUCGCAUGGUAGCAAAAAAGGAUAUCAACAACAGGACUAUACGCCAGAGGAAUACCAUCCGAACGAUUCGCCUGGAGCUCCUUCUCAUUAUCAUUAUGGUCAUCAACAACCCCAAGUCGCUCAACGUCCAGUUCUAUCGAGCUAUUAUCGUCAUCAUGAAGACCCUCGAAACUCUGGCACCACGAAUGAGAACCGCGUCGGUCUACAAGAGAUAAUAAAGCACCCGUUGAAUAGCCAGGACCGAUUAUGGACAAGAGCGCCUCAAGCUUCUCAAUUAUACUCUCAGUAUGUAUCAGACUCGAGCAGCUCUGAUCCCUUCCGUCAACAACCAUCAAGCAUGACCGAAAGGAUAGCAGAACACGUCCCAUCAAGAGACCAUAGCCGCAAAGAGACCGAGGUCGACGAGUCUGAUGGUUUCAAUUCCCAGCUCUCCCAGCUUCCACUGGAUCCUGAGAUUGUAAAAGAGAUGGUUAAAUCAAGCACACAUACACGCAGGAAGCUGUAUGUUCAGAGCCUGGAAGAGUAUAUCACUGAUUCAAAGGAGGCGCUGCGGCAACAGGGUGUUACUCUCCCUCCCAUUCUAAGGUCGGCGACCUCCACAGGGGACAUGCUUAGCAAGAUGGAUGAUAAAAUGCAAAACUUAUCGGAAGUUGUAGAAGAACGUGAAGCGGAUUCUUCAUCUUUGGGUGAAAGGGAUUCAUAG
Messenger RNA from Acaulospora colombiana, 708 nucleotides. The record is from the annotation of a GenBank genome assembly. NCBI's taxonomy places the organism in Eukaryota, Fungi, Glomeromycota, Glomeromycetes, Diversisporales, Acaulosporaceae.